Messenger RNA from Plectropomus leopardus (leopard coralgrouper), 1255 nucleotides. The record is from RefSeq and is a predicted model, not a curated record. Lineage: Eukaryota; Metazoa; Chordata; Actinopteri; Perciformes; Serranidae.
UUCAUAGCGAAUAAUGAAUUUUUUGGUGUUUAAUGUGAAACCUCUUAUAUCAAAAAUAUUAUAAUAAUUGAUGUCUUCUCUGUGUGGCUCAGGCGCGUGCCUCUGUGCGGGCCUGUCAGUCAGCAUGUCGGAGACGGUAACGUCCGUCGGCUCAGACUGCGUCCUGAAGUGUUCCGCCCAGCACAAACCCGGAGUCCAGUACAGAUCACUGAUGUGGUACAAGGUGGGGGAGCCUCCGUCCUCUCGUCUCUCGGGCCUCCUCACCAAGGACCUCCUUAACGGCACCACACGCUGGUACAUAGGCUUAGAGCGAGAGGUGGAUCUGCUGGGCGAGUCCCGAGACAUCCUCCUGCCCAACGUGACGUGUGCAGACGCCGGCGUCUACGAGUGUCAACUGGCUGCACCCGUGGGCGAGAAGAACCGCGAGGGUCAGGUGCUCCUCACCCUGACAGAUUGUGUCGACGGUCCCACAGAAGCAGACCUGGUGACCGACACGUACCUGGUCAUUUUCGCGGCGGUGCUGCUGAUGGUCACACUUUUGACCUUCUUCGUGAGCUACGGCAGUCUGAAGAACAUCCUCAGAGACAGAAACAAGAGGACAAAGAAAGAAACUUUACUGGACGCUCAGCUCAAACCGCUGGACAAAAAGGACUUAAUGCUCAUUUACACGCUGGGUCCCAAACCCACCACGAAGCACGUCUGCGUUUAAAGACGCUGCCGGAGGAAGAGCGGCAGAACCCAACAGGAAGAACCACAGAUCCACGUGUCCUUAAUUCAUCUGUAACUGGUCCUCAGUUAGACUUUAACACUUCAAAUCGUCACUCAGUUUGGACGCAGCAGCGGGAGGACGCCACCUUUAAACUCACCUGCAGCCUCAUCACUGGGACUUUACAGGAAAAUCCCUCCAACCAGCAACAACAAAAACUGGUUUAACUGGACUUUUCAUCCCAUAUUUUCAUUCAGUGAUGCUCCAAAUACUCUAGCAAAAACUGGUGAAACAGGACGAGGAGCUGGUUACCGGGGCGACCGGGGCGACCGGGGCUCAGAGGGCAGGGCGCGUACCCGCAGGUCAGGUCAGAGGUUUGAACCACGGGUCCUCCUGUCCACACAUGGAAGUGUCCCCGAGCGAGACAAAAGGUUUGCUGAACAGCGGUCCCCGUGGCCACAAGUGACAAUUAUGGGAUGUUUAAUCCUUUAAAACCUGAAGCGACCUUACUUUUUUCUUGUGCUGCUUUCAGACGCCUUUUACAAGCGU